GGCCCGGGUGGCCAGGGAACCUGCAUCUGCCAAGCCCGCGGUGUGCGUGACGAGCCUGGUGCUCUACGGAUAUGGUCUCUGUCACCCGUGGAAAGGGGCUUCAGUUUCCAGAUGACCGACUCAGAGGUCGCGAGGCUAACAAGUGGGCCUGCCCGGCCCGGCUGCAGAACUCAAGGUGACUAUGGGCGCAUCCAGGCUCUACACCUUGGUCCUGGUGCUGCAGCCUCAGCAAGUUCUCCUGGGCAUGAAGAAACGAGGCUUCGGGGCCGGCCGGUGGAAUGGCUUUGGGGGCAAAGUUGAAGAAGGAGAGACCAUUGAGGACGGGGCCAAGAGGGAGCUGCAGGAAGAGAGUGGUCUGACCGCGGAUACACUGACCAAGAUGGGCCACAUUGUGUUUGAGUUCGUGGGUGAGCCGGAGCUGAUGGACGUGCAUAUCUUCUGCACAGACAGCGUCCAGGGGACACCCACAGAGAGCGAGGAAAUGCGGCCUCAAUGGUUCCCACUGGACCAAAUCCCCUUCGCUGACAUGUGGCCGGAUGACUGCUACUGGUUUCCCCUCCUGCUUCAGAAGAAGAGGUUCCACGGGUACUUCCUGUUCCAGGGUCAGGACACCAUCGUGCACUAUACGCUGCGCGAGGCAGACCACGUGUAGAGGCAGAACCAACCCCACCCCCACCCCGGAGAGAACCAGCUGCCGAACAGGCACCCUGUUAACUCCCAAGCACCAAAACACAGCCUAGGACUUUCAGUCCUAGGAACAUGAUCAGAUGGGAAAGAAAAUAAAUACCAUUUUUACCUUCUCAACAUUCCUCACCUAGCCCCACCACAGCCAGCCUGGCCCGUCCUCAGGAAGCCACUAGUUAGGCUGGGGUGACCCACGCCACUGGAAACAGGAGGGGAGGAGAUACAGGCCCACAGAUAAAGGGGACAGGUCUUCUGACUGUCCCCUCUGUGGACUGCUGGUAGAGGGGUGGCCAGCAUUGAUUUGCUCACUGCCAUGGACUCUUGUUGGGAUCACGGAGCUGGGCUAGUGGGCGUGUCCUCUCAUGACCCCCUUUGUGAUUAGAGUAGGGGAAACUGAGGCACAGGGCCCAGGCUAACGCAUCAUAACCUAGCCACCCUCAGCCCAAGAGGACAGGGCCGUUUUGGUCCCGAUUUCUGACCACAGUGGGGGUUUGGGGGCGUAAGGGCACCACCCAUUGACACAAAGAACUAAGAACUUUACCCAACUUUUAUAAAUGUUUAAUAGUCCAUGUUAGUUUAUUGAUGAAAAAUCUGGGAAUGCAGACCGUCUGUAAACAAUUCCAGUUUCUUGGGUGUGGUAGUAAUCGUAAUUGGUUCCUGCAGCCUGAUAAAGUGCUUCACACAUAAAACUAGCACAGCAAAGCAGGGGGAAAGGCCUCUGACACCCAGCGGCUCAGGGCUCAGAUCUCGUCUUCCCUUCCAGCUCUGCAUCUUCGACCAAUGACAAGUGUGUGUCCUUGGUCACCACUGAGGGAGCUGGGGGCAGGCUGCUCCCACCGCAGGCCUGGCAGAGGCAGUGCUGAGUUUCACUCCAGCCUCCCCAGAGUGGCAGGAAGGCUCCCAUUGGGAUGAUGCAAUCGGUGUCCUUUCCACCAAGCGAGGCAAGGCUGUGGUGGCACAUGGGACAGUGCUGGCAGAAGGGCGGAGUGCAGUGCCACCUGCCCUCCCAGCCUCCACCUUGCGGCUGGAAGUGGCUCUCUGCACCCUCCCCAGGACAAAACAGCAGAAAACUCCACCCUCCAGCUGAGAAUCCACCAACAGCCCCAGCUCGGGGCCCAAAGGAAAGCUUUGUGGGAAAAGGUGGGCUCUGCCAUGCCCAGCUGACGCGACCUUCCCUACGUCACUCCCCAGCAUCUUCCUGUUGACAUGUACAGUGCCCAGGGUGGGAGGGGUUAGACUAGAUAGCAACCCCCCAGAUGAGCCUCUGAAAAUGUGGUCAGGGCCACCCAAAAACCUGCACCUCGGCUCACCGCAGGGAGACACCACCAGGAGCAGAGGCUGGCGGGAAGUUCCCUUUAUAAAAACAAGCCCUUGGUGCUUGAAUUCUCCAGUGACCUGUAAGUAGUACCUUAGCCUGCAUGGGACACACUGCCUAACACCCCCUCCAAGCUGCUGUCCCCAGAGCGAGAGCUGUGCCUGUCCUCCCUGCCCCCCACAGUAUGGCCUGCUUGGGGUGUCUGUAGUUCUCCACUAUCCAGUGGUGGCCUGUCCCUUGCCACCCACAACUGGCCCCAGGCAGGUGAGCCACAGCCACUGAAACGACAGAAGAAGCCUGUAGGUCACGCUUUAUGGCUCAAGUGUACACAGUGCUGGGAGGGGCCAGCCCUGCGGGGCCGUUCAGAUCUGCUCAACGCAGCUGAGAACCUGUUUCCACAGAAGGAUCAAAAGGCAAACACAG
Rhinolophus ferrumequinum (greater horseshoe bat) is the source of this 2422-nucleotide messenger RNA. RefSeq names its product nudix hydrolase 1 (gene NUDT1). The transcript is spliced from 4 exons. Bases 182 to 652 code for a protein of 156 amino acids. Lineage: Eukaryota; Metazoa; Chordata; Mammalia; Chiroptera; Rhinolophidae. Gene Ontology annotation, biological process: DNA protection. Gene Ontology annotation, molecular function: 8-oxo-7,8-dihydroguanosine triphosphate pyrophosphatase activity. The record is from RefSeq and is a predicted model, not a curated record.